This is a messenger RNA of Passer montanus (Eurasian tree sparrow), 1741 nucleotides long. RefSeq names its product relA-associated inhibitor-like. Lineage: Eukaryota; Metazoa; Chordata; Aves; Passeriformes; Passeridae. The transcript has 6 exons. Gene Ontology annotation, molecular function: p53 binding. Gene Ontology annotation, cellular component: nucleus. The record is from RefSeq and is a predicted model, not a curated record. Gene Ontology annotation, biological process: regulation of apoptotic process. The annotation marks the transcript as partial.
AUGACCUCCAACCCCCCCCCAGGGACCCCCGAGGGCCAACCGCGCCCCCCCCCGGGGCUGUGGAGGGAAUCGAGCCUGGACGGGGCCGGCCCAGGCAAGGACGGCGCUUUCGGCUCUCACAGCGCCACCCUGCCGCGCAAUUACAAACUGUCCCCCCUGGAACGGCGACAAGAGGGGGGGGCCCCCCUUUUCCGCUCGCCCCCCGCGGCCAGGACGCUGCCCCGGGGGUGGCACCCGUGCCAGCAGCCGGUGUCGCGCAUCCCGGUGCCCCCCGCCCCGGCCGGGAGACCCCCCCGGCACAAGCCGCUGCCCCUCUCCAUGAUCUUCAGGCUGCAGAACGCCUUCUGGGAGCAGGGCGGGGGGCACAGGGGGCUGCCCCCCCUGAUCGCCCCCUCCCCGGCGGGGGGGGCAGCGCGGGGGUCGCCCCAAAAGAUGCCGGCGCUGCCCCCGGCCCCCCCCGCGGCGGCUGGGGGGGAAGUGUCCGGGGCUGUCCCGGGUGAUGUCCCCGUGUCCCCUGACCUGGCCAUGUCGCAGGAGCUGCGCUCGGCCCUGCGCGACCCCUCCUCGCCGCGGGGUGAUGUCCCCAAAGGCCGGGGCUGUCCCGGGGUGAUGUCCCCAAGGGGCGGGGCUGUCCCGGGUGAUGUCCCCGUGUCCCCUGACCUGGCCAUGUCGCAGGAGCUGCGCUCGGCCCUGCGCGACCCCUCCUCGCCGCGGGGUGAUGUCCCCAAAGGCCGGGGCUGUCCCGGGGUGAUGUCCCCAAGGGGCGGGGCUGUCCCGGGUGAUGUCCCCGUGUCCCCUGACCUGGCCAUGUCGCAGGAGCUGCGCUCGGCCCUGCGCGACCCCUCCUCGCCGCGGGGUGAUGUCCCCAAAGGCCGGGGCUGUCCCGGGGUGAUGUCCCCAAGGGGCGGGGCUGUCCCGGGUGAUGUCCCCCGCACCCGCCACUACCGGCAGCUGAUCCCGCGCCUGCUGCACCGCCCCGGCUCGCCGGCCGCGCCGGGGGACGGCGCCGAGGCGCUGCCCCUGUCGCCGCCGCCUCCUCCUCCUCCUCCUCCUCCUCCGCCUGCUGCUGCUCCGGCCGUGGAGAGCGCGGCCCCGGCGGGGCAGGGGACGGAGCUGCGCUCGGCCCUGCGCGACCCCUCCUCGCCGCGGCGCCGCCCCGGGGCGCGGGUGCGGCUGAACCCGCUGGUGCUGCUGCUGGACGCGGCCCUGACCGGGGAGCUGGACGUGGUGCAGCAGGCGGUGGCAGAGGUGACACCGGGGUUGGGGUGCAAUCCUGACUUUUGGGGUGCGACCCCUGACUUUUGGGGUGCAACCCCUGACUUUUGGGGUCCCCGGUGCGGCAGGACGCCCCUGCACUGCGCGGCCUCGUGCAACGACACCGGCGUGUGCGUGGCCCUGGUGCGCCACGGCGCCGCCAUCUUCGCCACCACGGCCAGCGACGGCAGCCUGGCGGUGGAGAAAUGCGACCCGUACCGCGAGGGCUACGCCGACUGCUCCAGCUACCUCACUGAGGUGGAGCAGGGCAUGGGCGUGCUGAACAGCGGCGUGGUGUACGCGCUCUGGGAUUACAGCGCCGAGUUCGGGGACGAGCUCUCGUUCCGCGAGGGCGAGCCCGUGACCGUGCUGCGCCGCGAGCCCCCCGAGGAGCUCGACUGGUGGUGGGGGUCCCUCUACGGCCACGAGGGAUACGUGCCCCGCAACUACUUCGGGGUGAGGGGGGGUCCCCGGCGCGUCUGGGGGC